AUGUCGGGAUUCGAGAUUGCCGGUGUCGUUCUCGGUUCGUUCCCUCUUCUCUGCGACUCCGCCAAGGAGAUUGCCGGCUUUUUGAGGAAGGCGAAGUCAUGGUGGCAAUUCGAGACAACUUUUGAGACUUUUGUCUCUACUUUAACGACACAGGAGGCUUCUUACACGUUGGUGCUGAAGCGCUUUCUUGAUCCUUUGGAUAUUUCGGACAGCGAGUACAAUAGCCUGCUUCGGAGUCCGCAGUGCGACUUGUGGCACGAACUCCACGUCCAAGAUGGGCUGCGGCAGCGUCUAUCAUCAGAGUACCGAUGGUUUAUGUGGAGCUUGACUGAUCUCAAUCAAGCUGUCCUUGAUUUGCAGGAACUGUUGCCCAUCGGUAAGCUACAUCAUCUGGACUCAUCUAGUCUAGAAAGCGAAGUCUACCGCCUACAGAUGAGCUUCAGCAGUGACAAAGAUCGUCUCCUGGCUCGUGUAACUCAGAUCAACGAUGAUUUACACCAACACUUGGACAGAGCAUCAGGAGUCACGAGGAAAGCCGUAUCCAAACCAAAAGUCUACCUGCAAGAGCGACACAGCCAAGCAGCAACCUUCUACGAAUGCCUGGCACGAUGUUGGCAAUGCGGAUGUUCAAGUUCACAUACAGUCGGAAUCACUGUCCAGCCCGCAGCGUUGAAAUCGAAAACAACGAGACCUGAUGGGUACUUUGACGUUAUCUUCGAGACCGAAAUGAAAAGGCGGCAGCUAAGAAUCCAAGUUGAGGAUAUCUGUGUGGAACCUACACCAUUAUUCUGGCCGCCUCGCUCACCAGGCCCAUAA
Molecule: messenger RNA, 816 nt
Organism: Colletotrichum gloeosporioides
Lineage: Eukaryota; Fungi; Ascomycota; Sordariomycetes; Glomerellales; Glomerellaceae
Exons: 2
Coding region: 1-816 (271 amino acids)
Source: RefSeq, a predicted model, not a curated record